GUUAGCUGCAUAAAUUGCCCGGUGCUCCACCCGCGCUCUGACAGUUUGUCGAAAGUUAGCGUGCUUCGUCUGCGGGUGAGCUCGCUUGUACAGGUUUUACUAUCUGGUUUUUCCCGGACUUUAAAACAAUCAAGGCAAAAAGAUGGCAGCGGUGUCGGCUGAUGCCCAGCAGAAUGUGGUUUCCAGGGUUGCUAGUUUGCCCCUGGUGAGUUCCACCUACGAUAUGGUCUCUUCUGCUUAUAUUAGCACAAAAGACAAUUACCCCUACCUUAAAUCUGUCUGUGAGAUGGCAGAGAAAGGAGUGAAGACUAUUACAGCAGUGGCCCUGACCAGUGCCCUGCCCAUCAUCCAAAAAUUGGAGCCGCAAAUUGCAAUGGCCAAUAGCUAUGCUUGCAUGGGAUUGGACAAAGUUGAAGAAAAAUUGCCUAUACUGUAUCAGCCAACUGAUAAGGUGGUUGCCAAUGCUGUGGAUGCAGUUGUUGGUGCAAGGGAUGCCGUAACAACCACUGUGGCUGGUGCCAAGGAUACAGUCACACACACCCUUAGUGAAGUUGUUGACAAGACAAAAGGAGUUGUUCUGGACAGUGUGGAGCUAACUAAAUAUGCAGUCCAUGGCAGCAUUAACACUGUUCUGCAGAGUCGGAUGGUGUGCCUAGUGACCAUCGGGGUGGAUACCGCACUCAGCAAGUCUGAAAUUCUGGUUGAUCAGUACCUUCCACACACCACAGAAGAACUGGAAAAACAAGCUACCAACAUCAAAGGAUUUGAAACUGGAGAUCAGAAGCUAAGUUACUAUGUUAGACUAGGAUCUUUGUCUUCAAAGGUCCGAGCACGUGCCUAUCAACAGACUCUAAAUGCAUUUAGGGAUGCUAAGCUCAGAAGCCAAGAGACAAUUUCUCAGCUCAAUUAUACUGUUAACCUGCUGGAAUAUGCCAGAAAGAACAUGACUAAUGCUAACGUGAAACUUCAAGAUGCCCAACAGAAAUUAUAUAAUUCCUGGACAGAAUGGAGGAAAAACAUUAGCCAAAAUGGUGAGGCACUUUCACACAGUGCUGAGCACAUUGAAUCACGCACUCUAGCAAUUGCACAGAACUUGAGUCAGCAGCUUCAGACUACCUGCCUCACGCUGAUGUCCAGCAUACAGGGUUUGCCACAGAAUGUUCAGGAUCAGGUUCACCACGUUGGGGAAAUUGCAGGAGACGUGUACAAAAGCUUCCGGUCAGCCUCUUCUUUCAGAGAAGUGUCUGACAACCUUCUUACCUCUAGUAAAGGCCAGUUGAAGAAAAUGAAAGAAUCGCUGGAUGAUGUGAUGGAUUAUCUUGUUAACAACACACCCCUCAACUGGCUGGUUCCAGAUUUCACUAUCACAGAAUUGUCUUCAGAAUCUGAUGAGAUACCGGACAUCUCAGAUUUGGAUGAAGAAGGAUUGCCUGACUAUUCCCAUGCAAAUGGCCCAAUUACCACGGAACAAAUAGUGGAAGCAUAAGAAAAGCUGUUCCUUCAAUGCAAUGUAUGUGUGUGCUGUGUGUAUGUGUGUGAUCUACAUCCACAUAGACACACAUACAGUGUAUAUGCACACUUAAUUACAAUUCUGCUUUAUGGGACGAUAGCUAUUGGAGAGUGCAUUUUUGUUUAAUUUAGAUCAGCCCAACAUGCAGCUUCUUGAUUCAUUGUUAUUAUGGAACAUAGACAAGUAUUUUAGGAUAAGCCAUAGAUGCUUUAGGUCAGCGGUCUUCAAACAUGGCCCUUUUAUGACUUGUGGACUUCAACUCCCAGAAUUCCUCAGCCAGGCAUGCUGGCUGAGGAAUUCUGGGAGUGGAAGUCCACAAGUCAUAAAAGGGCCAAGUUUGAGGACCCGUGCUUUAGAUGAUAGAUAAAUGUAUUGAAAUGGUCUUAAAUAUCCUUUGAAGCUUAGAUCACAAUUGGGCCAAUAAAAACUUUUGAAGUAACAGCCUUAACAAUUCACCUGAAAUGUGGACUAUCAGAUGAUUUGCUGUCUUAAACUUUAUUCCUUUCUUAGCAAAAUACAGUACUUACAUUUAGCAACAUGUCUGUAUAUUUUAAUCUGUUGCAAAAACUUCAAGCUGAAAUAUAUUGCUCAAUUCUCUAAUUGUGGAAAUAGGUGUAUUAAGCUUUUGAAACAAUUUUCUUAUACUCUUUGCCCUACCCAAAUACAUUGGGAGUGAAAUUCUGAGAACUCCCAGAUAACAAGGCACAAUCCCAACACAUUUGGGAUCCAUAGUUGAGGAAGGCUGCUUUAAUGCAAUGAAAGUAUUUGGUGUCUCUUUAAAGUAUAAUAUUCUUGUCCAAUGUCUUAGUGCUCCAAUAAUAUAUCAGCCAAGAUACUAUUAAAGUAAUAAACAUAUAUUCUGGCUGUGAAUUUACAUAACUUGAUAUGGCUCCCUAAAAUCCACUACAGAUAGAAAACUGGCAGCUAUAUAUCUCAGAGGAAGGACUACAUUAUUUUUAUUUUAAAUAAUUGGGUUAAAGCACACAAUUCCCCAUUAGAUUUUACAUUUAUAUAAGAAGUUUAAGAUUUAAAUGCAUCUGAAGAGAAGUAAUAUACACAUUCAAAAAGGAUAUAAGAAAACUUCUAAAAAGAGGAUGAGUUUGGAUAAAAGAAACAGUAAAGGUGCAAUGAUUAUAAAUGAUAGCAAAAAUUAUAGAAAAUGAAAUUUCUCCUGCAGAUUCUGCUCAUUGUACAUUCCUACUAAAUAUACAAUUUCAACAACAGCCGUUGUUAGAAGCACUUGGACCUAUAUUUCACGAUGGAUUUUUGGGGAGUUUCAUGCUUUCUGAACUGAUAGAAAUGUGAUUGUUAUCAUUUGUUGUCAUCGCCAUUUCUCUUCCUAAGCCACUGGAACUUUGUUUCUGUUUGUUGUGAGAAUAUGAGGGCAUUUCUUGGUGCUAAUUUAGUAGAUUUCAUAAAGCUAGCAAGAAAUAAUUGACUUCCUUUGUAAUGUGAGUGUCUCUAAUAUCAGAUGCAGUAUGUAAGUUGGAAGAAGUAUUUACUGAAAUGCCUGGGAAAUAAAGUUUGUACUGAUAUUUGA
Molecule: messenger RNA, 3050 nt
Organism: Crotalus tigris (Tiger rattlesnake)
Lineage: Eukaryota; Metazoa; Chordata; Lepidosauria; Squamata; Viperidae
Gene: PLIN2
Product: perilipin 2
Exons: 9
Coding region: 143-1486 (447 amino acids)
Biological process (GO): lipid storage; positive regulation of triglyceride storage
Cellular component (GO): lipid droplet; cytosol
Source: RefSeq, a predicted model, not a curated record